Molecule: messenger RNA, 1792 nt
Organism: Carica papaya (papaya)
Lineage: Eukaryota; Viridiplantae; Streptophyta; Magnoliopsida; Brassicales; Caricaceae
Source: RefSeq, a predicted model, not a curated record
UUUAAUGGUAAAGGUCUAAAGAGGUAGGAGAUAAUGUGCUGAUGUGGUUAUCUCUGCGGAUGGAUCGUGGAAGGCUGUAUUGGAAAGUGACAACUUUGUGGAUCAUGUACAUGAUAAGACCCUUGAUUACCAGAAUGAUGGGUCUGAUCAUCAAGAACCUGUUGAUUCUCAAACGCAGUCCUCUUAUUUGGAUCUUACAGGGGACGAAAUGAAUGUAGAUGGCCCAUAUGAAGUCGAAGACAGGAAGCCUCCUCUCACCCAUCUUGAGAUUCAGUCUAAUGCUACAAGUUUAGCUAUGCCCUCGAACUUGAACUGUACUGCUGGAAAUAAUCAAAAUGUUGCUGCUCAAAUAGAGAAUGACUUUUGGUCCAGAGCAAAUUUCACUCAUGAUCUUGUCACGUCAAGUGCUAGGUCAAAUAUCCAAGUUAAUUACCCAAUCUCAGAGUCUGCUUCUCCCAAUUUUAUGACAUCUCCUGUGUUGACUGAUGCUAUUUCUCCUGCCCUUAAUCGAGAAGCUGACAUUUGUGGGAAUUCCUCUUUAGUCCACAACCAGUUUUCUGCUCCUAGGAAUAUGCAGUUACAACAGUCUCAACAAAUGAAUCAAACAAGUCAAGAAUAUGGACGAGCGCCAUCAAUACCAAGACAUGUAACUCGAGUUCCCAUAGCAGUUCAGGCUCUUCCAGCCCCACCCCAGAUACAAACUCCACAACAGAGAUCGGGAAGUACCAUGACCAUCUUGUUACCCAAUGGUUCCAGCCUGCCUUCACAGCCUUCCCCUCUGGCUAUACCUGCAGUAGAUGGUUUUAACAGAAUGUCCGGUGAUAUGGAGAGGCAGCAGCAGUUCACCAGAUCACAUAUGCAUGGACCUCAGGUGUCAGCUAUGGGUUCAUCUUCUCUGCAGCAUCACUCAGUAGCACAGAAUCUCGAUCCCCAUUGGUUGCCUCAGUCCAGAAGCCACUCUCCAGGCUUUAGGGCACCUUCCCCUUUGCCACGGCCUCUGAUGCAACCAAUGUUUGGCCACAGAACACGUGCAGGAAAUAGCCAACAGGAUAGUUUGUGGCUGGCGCUCAGCGUGCUGUCCAGUUGGGAAGACAGGCACCAACUGUGCCAGUUCAAAUUCAAACAUCCAGAGGGCCUUCAUAUCCGGUAAAUGCUGAUGGAAUUAGAGCACCAUCAGGAGAGCAGCGAGGGAACAUAGGUGGCAUGCUGACAGCGGUUUCAAGGGCUGAUUUGCCUUCAGAGCAAACUUGGCGGCCCCCAGGUCGGAUGCGAGGAAGCCUUUUGCCUGGAGCUUAUUCUGCGGCUCUGGAUCCCUUGAUAAUUCGGCCAACCCAGUCUGCCCAGGCAACAAGACCACCAGUCCAAUCACCUCCAGCAUCAGGACCAUCAAUUACACCAUUUCAACUGCCUACACACCUGCAGAUGAUGCUUCUCACGAAUAACUCAAUGACUGAGUCUGCUAGUGGGGCUGUAGCCCCUGGUUUGCUGCCCGAGCAAUCUCCAGGGAUGCGGUGAUGUUGACAUCUGAUGUGCAUCAUCUUAGGAUAAAGUCAGAAAGAGAUGUACAAAGAAAUACAUCCUAUUAUAUAUCUUGUAAUCAUCUUGUAAAGUUUGUUUUUGGCCCUACACCUGGUAAAAUUUGUAAUAUACUGGAAUUUGAGACUUCUCAUCCUCGAAAAAAUGGGAGAGAGAUUUAGGAAGUACUUUUGUUUGGUUGGUUAUUAUGGAGGGAUGUACAAGUUGUCUGUACAUGAAUGAAAAUCUUAUGAUAGGUAGCUACAUAUUGUAAUAA